Suillus bovinus is the source of this 327-nucleotide messenger RNA. RefSeq lists its product as uncharacterized. NCBI's taxonomy places the organism in Eukaryota, Fungi, Basidiomycota, Agaricomycetes, Boletales, Suillaceae. Bases 1 to 327 code for a protein of 108 amino acids. The transcript is spliced from 3 exons. The record is from RefSeq and is a predicted model, not a curated record.
AUGGCUUUAGAGAUGCUGACGAUCGACGUCAAGCCUACAAGUCCUACAGAAGUAUUGCCCCUUCAUGUAAAGGUUGCCAAGAAGUAUCAAGUUACGCCUGCAUUCCGCGACAAAGACGGUGAAGAGAAACGGAUGGACAUGGAUGACAAAGGCACUCAACAAACAUCUCCAGCUCUCAGAUGCAAAUAUCCCUAUGGAGCUGCCGGUGUCAUUCAAACUAGAAAGUCUUCGAGCGUGGAUACUAGAAGAGCGGAGAGGAGAGGUGGGGAAGGAGCAUAUGUGCAUGAGAGUCAGCAAUCUCCACAGUUAGGCGGACUGCUGAGGUAA